UCAACGUAUGGACAUUGUAGUGGACAUUUUGACUCAUCGACGGCGAAGAGAGCGAGCGGCGCAACGAGAUGACUCUGCGGCAGCGCCGACUUCUGCUGCGCACCCUCCUCUUCCUCUUCUCCCUCAACGCCGCCACCAUCGCCUUCUACCUCCUUUUUCACUUUCCUCAACGCAGCCCGGCCGUUGACGCCGCCAUCUCCACCCAAACCCUAGACAAGGACCGCCAACAAUAUCCCACACUUAAGCAAUGGCCGACCCUCCCCUCCUUCCUCCCGUGGAUCCCCUCACCCGGCCCGCCCCUAAGCUCCUGCGAGGCCUACUUUGGCCACGGAUUCUCCCGCCGGAUCGACGCACUCGGCGCCGGGGAGGACGGUGGCGGGUGGCUCCGGUGCCACUACAGUGAGACUCUGAGGAGCUCCGUGUGCGAGGGGGCUCAGAUCCGAAUGGACCCCUCGCGGAUUAUCAUGUCUGACGGCGGGGAGAGUUUGGAGGUGGUGAUCGGCCGCGGGGAGGAGGAGGAGCUGCCGAAGUAUGAGUCCGGGGCGUUCGAGAUCGAUGGAGGCAGCUUGGGGAAGGAGGGGAUGAGGGCCGUGGAUGAGGAAUUCCUUGAGAAGUAUGUCCAGCGAGGCGAAGUGCAAUCCCACACGAUGCGGAUGCUAAUGGAAUCGAUGCGGUUCGUUGGCCAUCAGAAGCUGGAUUGCUCUGAGUGGAUUGAGGAACCAACAGUGCUGGUGACACGUUUCGAGUAUGCCAAUGUUUUCCAUACAGUUACUGAUUGGUAUAGUGCAUAUGUCAGUUCCAGAGUUACCGACCUGCCUUAUCGGCCUAAUUUAGUCUUUGUUGAUGGUCAUUGCAAGACUCAACUGGAAGAAACCUGGGAAGCUAUUUUUUCUAGCGUUCGAUAUGCUAAAAACUUCUCGGGUCCAGUAUGCUUUAGACAUGCAGUUUUUGCACCACUGGGGUAUGAGACAGCUUUGUUUAAAGGACUAACACAACACAUAAACUGCCAAGGAAUAUCUGCUGGAAAACUUCGUCAAGACCCUGACAUACACAGAACUGCCCGACUAUCUGAAUUUGGUGAGAUGAUUAUAACUGCAUUUGGCCUUCUGGGGAAGCGAGAUUUACCAAGGGAUCCAUCUGUAGGCUAUAAUGUCCUUUUUGUGCGCCGUGAAGAUUAUCUAGCACACCCUCGCCACAGUGGAAAAGUUGAGUCUAGGUUAAGCAACGAACAGGAGGUUUUCGAUGCAAUAAAGAUAUGGGCUGCUAGGCAAGAUAAGUGCAGAAUAAAUGUAGUGAACGGUCUGUUCGCACACAUGCAUAUGAAAGAGCAGCUGGAAGCAAUUCAAGAAGCUUCAGUUGUUGUCGGGGCACAUGGAGCUGGUCUCACUCACUUGGUUGCUGCAAGAGAAGGCACAAAGGUCCUCGAAAUCAUCAGUAGCAUGUAUAGACGCCCACAUUUUGCAUUGAUCUCAGAGUGGAAAGGAUUGGAGUAUCACCCCAUUUAUCUUUCCGGAUCAUAUGCUGUACCUGCUAAAGUCAUCGAUGAGCUUAGCCACAUCAUGGGCAGCAUUGGUUGCUAAGAUCAAAAUGACUAGUCAUCGAGACAGGCUGCUAGCACGAGUAAAUUAGAUGGCUUUGGGUUUGUUCGCAACCUAUUGAGCUAGCAAAUGAACAAGUUAGAGUGGAAGACAUUUUUCUUCCAAAUAUUCUGAAAUCUGCGCGCCUCUACUAAUGUGCGAGGUGACUACAUUUGCUUUAUCCAUUUGAAAGUUAACAAAUCUGGUUUUUCUCCCCCAGGUCUGUCAAUGAAAAGGGAGAAAGUUUUCACCCGAGGCAGAGACAGCAAAUUGGGCAGUGUAUGAUUGGAUUCGACAACUAGAUUACGUCCAUAGACAAUUCAGAGAGCGAACUAAUGAGGGUUUGAGUGUGCAAGUCAAAAUAACUAUUUUUGGUUCUGAAUGCCCUUUAUUCUGUUUGCAAUUUCCAUUCUUGCUCUAUGGAGUACUGGAAUUGGACCGUCUGUUGUGUUGUUUAAUAUAUUUGCCAUGCAAUUUUCCGAUGUUUUGAAAA
Messenger RNA from Zingiber officinale, 2070 nucleotides. RefSeq names its product beta-1,2-xylosyltransferase RCN11-like. Bases 69 to 1580 code for a protein of 503 amino acids. The record is from RefSeq and is a predicted model, not a curated record. The transcript has 3 exons. Gene Ontology annotation, molecular function: glycosyltransferase activity. NCBI's taxonomy places the organism in Eukaryota, Viridiplantae, Streptophyta, Magnoliopsida, Zingiberales, Zingiberaceae.